Molecule: messenger RNA, 1314 nt
Organism: Arachis stenosperma
Lineage: Eukaryota; Viridiplantae; Streptophyta; Magnoliopsida; Fabales; Fabaceae
Product: protein PAL OF QUIRKY-like
Exons: 2
Coding region: 1-1179 (392 amino acids)
Molecular function (GO): protein binding
Source: RefSeq, a predicted model, not a curated record
AUGGAUCGGGAUUAUGAUAUGAGGCAGCAUUCCCUCCUGAAAGUUCCCGGGGCCAAGCUCCGCCUGAUGUGCAGCUAUGGAGGCAAUAUCAUGCCACGUCCCCGUCCCCACAACAACCACGACUCUCUCUACUACGUGGGCGGCGACACCCGCAUGGUGGCUGUGGAGCGUAACACCUCCCUGAAGGACCUCUGUGCUGGCCUCUCCAACACCCUUCUCCAUGGACGUCCCUUCACCCUCAAGUACCAGCUCCCCGAGGAGCAACUUGACAACCUCAUCACCGUGGCCACCGAUGACGACCUCCAGAACAUGAUCCAAGAGUAUGACCGCUUGGCUUCUUUCUCUCCUCCUCUGCGUCUCAGGGUCUUCCUCUUUGUCUCGAAACUAGACACGGCGGUUUCCAUGGGUGCACUCCUGGACGAUGCCAAGUCCGAGACGUGGUUCGUGGACGCUCUCAACAACUCGGGGAUGAUGAAUAAUAUAUCUCGUGUUGUUUCUGAUUCUGCUGCUGUUGAUGAAUGCCUCCUCAGCCUUGCUGAUGAAGUCCCAGUCCCACAUAAAACGGAGCAGGAAGUUAAUAAGCAGCAUUUGGGUGAUGGCAGCAGCAAGGUGAUGGACGAGCAUUUUGCACAACUCACGCUUGGUUUGCCUUCUCCUGAUUCUGUUGCAAGUGAUAGCAGCAUUGCAUCUGCAGCAAGUUGUUCAAUCUCAAAGGGGCAGGGGUUUUAUUAUCAAGAACAACAAGUGGAUCCAAAUCAGAAUCAGCAGCAGCAAUUUGUGUACAUCCAACCCCACACUCACAACACUGGACAUGGACAUGGACAUGGACAAGUGACAAUGCCAUCCUACCACAACACAGUGUAUGUAGUGCCAGUUGACAUUUCACAAGUGGCAACUAAUUACCCAACUAUGCUAACUACCGCAACAAAUGUACCUGACAUGCCUUCAACUCAUCCUGCAUUUCUUCAAACACCUUCCAAUCAAUAUCAGCAACAACGCUAUGUGCCUUUGCCUCAUCAUCCAAUUGCAGUUGCCACAACCAAUUAUGGGGGUGGAUCUAAGCAAGACCAGCAACUAGUAUAUUACACACAAACGCAAACCCAGCAGCAGCAAUCCAGUGCUCCACAAACCCUUCAGUACCAAUCCAUGAUCCCAGCAGCCAAAGAUUUCCCUCUGUGAUAUAUACUAAGUAUGAACCGCAUUUUGUUGAUUUUGUACUCCGACAAUAAAUAAGGAUCACGUCCCCUCUUUCUUUCUUUCCUAGUAUGCAAGAUCAUGCAUGUUGUAUGCAAAUCCUGCUUAAUUAAUUUUCAG